CCUCUACAAUCCGUACGCCGCCUGCAUUACACGAUCCUAUUUUUACAUACAACCUACUUAAUGUCAUCGAAAAAUCUCUUUCGCUUUAUGAAUAUUGGAAGUUUACUUUUACUAUUCAUGUCUUAUAAAAUGGGAUCUCUCAUAUGGGGUCCCAAACCCAAGCAUCCCCAGAUCAAACCAGUACCAGGAGAACAGUAACAUUACCAAGUGUUUGACUAUGAUACAGAAGUCUAUAUGUGAGCCCCAUGCUGAGUAAAAAGAUAAUUAAGAAACUGUAGAAUUUAGUACUGGCUUCAUAGUAUAUUUUAUAUAAAAUGGCUCAAAAGCAGAUGCUGAAAACUACACAUCAUAUUUACUUUAAGGAGGACUUGGUGGCACAUGGUUCAACUUGUGAAGUUUACAAAGGUUAUAAUAAGUUGACUGGAGAAGUACGUGCACUAAAAAUACUCAACGUCCAAUACCACAAAAAUAUGUCUGUUUCUUUCCAAAGAGAAACAGAAGCUCUUCUCCGACUUCAACAUCCCAACAUAGUCACAUUUUACUCUGUGGAAAGUGAGAACCUUAGAGGAAAUCAAGUUUUGGUCACAGAAUUCUGUAGUGGUGGAACAUUAUCAAGCUUCUUAAGGGAACCAGAAAAUUACAAUGGUUUGAGUGAUGAGGAAUUUUUAAUAUUUUUUCAUGAUAUUGUUUGUGGUAUGAAGCAUUUACGUAAAAAUGGAUUUGCACAUAGAGAUAUCAAACCACCGAAUAUAUUGCGAUGCCAAAAUGAAAGAAAAACUGUAUAUAAACUUACUGACUUUGGUUGUGCAAAACCACUUCAAGACGAAGAAGAAUUCAUGUCAUUGGUUGGAACUGAAGAAUAUCUGCAUCCAGACAUCUACCAGUCUGUAUUUUUUGAAAGAUCAAAGCAGCCAUUUACUGUUUCUGCUGAUCUUUGGAGUCUUGGUGCCACACUAUACCAUUCAGCAACUGGAAUACCUCCCUUCAUACCAUAUGGAGGUCGUGAAAAUCGGGUUGAUAUGUUUCAAAUGUUAACAAAUAAACAGUCUGGUGUAGUGUCAGGAAUUCAGAAACAUCCAGGAGGAGAUAUUGAAUGGAGCAAUGAUUUACCAGAAUCAGCGUCAUUGUCUCUUGAACUCAAAUUUUUGAUCCUUCCUGUAAUAGCUGGAUUACUAGAAAAAGCCUCUCAGAAAAUAUGGACAUUUGAGAAAUUCUUCAGACAUGCUGAUGAAAUCAACAGCAUGAUUCUUAUAAAAGUUGUGGACACCAUCAAAGUAGAAAUUUUGCAUUUGUACUUGAAGCCAACUGAUUGCUUCAGUGAGGUACAGAAGAAACUGGAAACACAUUCUGCUGUUGAGUUAAAAGAUCAAAGAUUAUUAUAUGAAGGGCAAUUAUUAUCAGAAUCUCUAAAACCAAAUGAUCCAAUUACAAAGUCUUCAACAGUUCCAUUUCCUAAACCCAUCAUCCUUAUUUCUAAUCAACCUACCAACACAACCACUACACUUCACGAAGAAGCUGAGGAUAUUCCAGAGUUUGGGCCCUCAAGCAAUGAUGAUUUGAAGAUUGCUUCAUCACUAUGUGAACUUGCUUGUAAUUAUAUAAGAGAAGCGAAAAUAACGAAUCAGAUAAUGAAGCAUAUAUGUAAAUCAACCAAACACUUAAGGCUUCAUCAAAACACAGUACUUGAUCAACGCACAACUCUUUUAACGGGUAAGAAAGAAUGGUUCUUCGGUAUUUUAACAGCAACAGGUCUGGAUGAACUCUCUGGACGUGUCAUAGAAGAGGAAGAACUGGACUCCUUCAUCAAUAUCAAAAUUAAAACAGACCGAGAUAUGGAAAAAGCAUCUCAAUUAGUCCAUAAGAUAAAGAAGAAGAUUGAAGUCUGUGAUAACCAUGCAAAUGAUCUCCAGAAAAUGUGUAUUGUCCCCACGGAAUUCCAAGAAUUUCUCUACUCUAGUGAUCACUGUUUUUAUGAAAAUAGAUGUUGUAAUAUUUUAUCAGAUUUGAUGGAUAUUGCCAAAGAAGUGAUGAUUUCUUUAAUCUCAUCCAAACAGCGAGGUGGUUAUACUUCUGUGUAUUCCAAAUCACAAUUCAAUGACAUACAGAAAAAACGGUUAUCCAAAUGUGUACAAGACAUUAUUAAUCACACGACAAGGCACUGUUUCCCUAUUAAUGAGAAAAUAUUUAAAUUAUUCAAUGAAUAUCACACAGAUUAUCUGGAAACCGACCGACAGCUAAGUGAGAUGCAUGAAGAAACCAAAAGCCUUACUGAAAAUAUCCAGGAAUUAAAUAGCUGCUUAACAAACCCUUUCAUGCGGGGCUACACAAAUACGGAGUCCCAGAAACAUGCGAAAAAGGAGGAAAAAAGAAAAAAAAUCUUGAAAGCGUUACCAAAAGUCAAAAGCAAGAAAAUCCAUAAACAUUUAAAAGCUAAAUUCUAUGAAGACAGCUUAGAAGAAAUUCAACAUGAUGAGGUUGAUUCAGAACAGCUAAAAGAGGAAGCUGAUGAAAUUAGUGAAAGAUUUGCUACACUGAAAUUUCCAGCACCAUACAUUCCUGAAGCAGUUGUUUCCGAUUCUGAAAUAAUUAAUUAGCUGGGAAACCUUUAUUCUGUCCAAAUCUUAGUUUCAAAAAAUAUAUCAUUUAAGUGCAACUCUCAUUUUGGAACUGAUUGUCAUCUUCACAAUGUUUCAUUAUUACUAAUUCCAUUAUUAUCUUGUGAAAUAGACUGGCUGUUUAUAAUUAUAUGCUAUGGUACCCUAUACAUUGGACCACAAUAAUUAACCAUGAUAUUAGAUCUGGUUCUUUCUCAAAUUAUGCCUUUGCAAUGAUAUGGAUUUUUCCACCAUGACUGGGAUUUCCGUUAUGAGCAAAUGUGCCUUAAUGUAAAUUUUGUCAACUGUAUCACAAUUAUCAAAAAUAACGGAAUAGAAGUCUCUGAAUUUAAUCAGAGACUUUCUAUUACUGCAGCGACAGAACCAAGCAUCUGUUACACACCUGAAGAAAUAGCUCUGAAGAGAAGGUAACUUAAUGGAUUAUGAUAAAUUAUUUAAAGCAGGAACCAGGUAAUACCCUUCCAGUUUUAACAUCACAAUCAUCUUAGAAAAGUGACUGAUGAUCUUGAAAUUUCUUUGGGUACAAGUUAUAAAACAGAUAGCAUGACCUUCAUAAAUUGCAAAAUAAACAUCCUCACUCUUACCCUUUCUCUGAAAAUAUUCUGUAAUGCAAGAUGUCAAAGUAGUAUUUAGUAUUUUAUUGUCACACUUCAUCUUAGGAUCAUUGCUGGUUUCGUUUGUAUCCGAGAGAUUUGGUGAGAUGUUUCAAACUGGCUCAUCUAUGCAGUUAAUGAUAACAGGAACCCAAGUACAAGGUGCUUAGCUAUCAAAGUAUGGCUUAGGAAUGGCCAGCCAGUAAAAUUACUAUGAAUAAAACAGUAUAAGCAAAUAAAGUUGCUCCUAUUUUGUAAAAAAAAA
Molecule: messenger RNA, 3473 nt
Organism: Octopus sinensis (East Asian common octopus)
Lineage: Eukaryota; Metazoa; Mollusca; Cephalopoda; Octopoda; Octopodidae
Product: inhibitor of nuclear factor kappa-B kinase subunit epsilon
Exons: 22
Coding region: 315-2594 (759 amino acids)
Biological process (GO): peptidyl-serine phosphorylation
Cellular component (GO): cytoplasm
Molecular function (GO): ATP binding; protein binding; protein serine/threonine kinase activity
Source: RefSeq, a predicted model, not a curated record